Molecule: messenger RNA, 1665 nt
Organism: Sipha flava (yellow sugarcane aphid)
Lineage: Eukaryota; Metazoa; Arthropoda; Insecta; Hemiptera; Aphididae
Gene: rngo
Product: protein DDI1 homolog 2
Exons: 6
Coding region: 236-1537 (433 amino acids)
Biological process (GO): proteolysis
Molecular function (GO): protein binding; aspartic-type endopeptidase activity
Source: RefSeq, a predicted model, not a curated record
AUUUUUAUAAGUAUAUUAUUUGUAACAUUUUAAAAUAAGUUUUCAUAAUAUUUCAUUCAUUUCUAUCUACGUUAUAGUAUGUAAAUGAUUUUUGAUAAGCGUGUGGCCAUGACAACAAUAACAAAGAAUGACUGGGUGGUUUUCUUUAUUUAAAUACUACAAAAAUUUACUACACAUUUCUAACGUAGCUAUAUAAAUUUAUACUUUUUUAAUAAAAUUAUAAUUAUCUAUCAUAAUGAAGAUCACUGUAACUACACAUGACGAUCAUUUGUUUGUACUUGAUAUAAGCGAGGAUCUGGAACUUAUCAAUUUCAAGGCACUAUGUGAAGUUGAAACAGGAAUUCCAUCACAACAAACUGGUCUUACACAUAAUGGGCAGCUUUUGGUUGACGAUUUCAGUACAAUGAAAAAUUUAGGUGUUCAUGAUGGAGAUGUCAUUAUAAUUCAAAAGUUUAGUGGUAGCACAACUGCUAUGGAUCAGUCUUUUAGUAGCUCAAGCAAUAAUAGUCUACCACAAUUUGAUUUUAGCCGUAUUCAAGUGCCUGGUACAUCUAACAGUAACUCUAGCAGUACGAGACAAAAUCAAAUGCAAGAUGCAGAAUAUGUUAAAAAAUUAUUUCUCUCCAGUCCAGAACAACUGGCGCUUCUUAAACAAAAUAAUCCUAGACUUGCUGAUACACUGUCCUCAGAUAGAAUAGAGGAUUUUGCAAAAGUCAUGGCUGAGCAGAUGGAAGAAAGAGAUAAACGUGAAGACCAAAGAAUUAGAAUAAUGAAAGCUCAUCCAUUUGAUUCUGAAGCUCAGAAGUUAAUAGCAGAGGAAAUCCGUCAAAAAAAUAUUGAAGCCAACAUGGAAGCUGCUAUGGAAUACAAUCCAGAAAUGUUUGGAACAGUUGUGAUGCUUUACAUAAAUUGUAAAGUAGAUGGGUAUCCUGUUAAAGCAUUUAUUGAUUCAGGAGCUCAAACCACAAUCAUGUCUUCUGCCUGUGCAGAGCGGUGUAACAUUAUGCGUUUAGUAGAUACUAGAUGGGCUGGAUUAGCCAAGGGUGUUGGUGUUCAGAAAAUAAUUGGCAGGAUACACAUGGUUCAAGUGGCAAUUGAAAAUGACUUUUUAACCACUAGUUUUUCUGUCCUUGAAGAUCAACCAAUGGACAUGCUUUUAGGAUUAGACAUGUUGAAGAGACAUCAAUGUUGUAUAGAUUUGGAACAUAAUAUUUUAAAAAUUGGAACAACAGGAACUGAAACACCUUUUUUGCCUGAAAGUGAACUGCCUGAUUGUGCCCGUUUAACUUCAUCAAGUGAUCAAAAUUUAUCUAAAAAAGAAGAAAAAGAACUGAAAAAAGUUUUAGAUGAAAGCAAAAAAGUGCAACAAAAUAGUAGUAAUAGGAGUGGUUCUAGUCAUUCUUAUAAAGAAACUGAUAUUGUAGAACUAAUAAACUUAGGAUUUUCUAGAGAACAGGUAAUUCAAGAAUUGAAGAGAUUCAAUGGAAACAAAAACGAAGCUAUGGCUUCUUUAUUUGCUAAAAUAUUAAAGUUUUGACACUUGUCUAUGGGUUUUAACAAUAUCAGUGUAAAAAUUUCUUCUCUUAAGACUGUUUUUAUUUUUCAGUCAGUUUUAGUUAUAAUUUUUAAACUUUAAUUUUUUUUUUUUUAAUAUAUAAUUUUAUG